UAGUAUUAUAAAAAACAGAAUCAUCCCACUCCGUACAUAUUUUCGCUUAAGUUAUUUUUUACCAUGCAAAUUUGAACGUUAGCACUAUAGUGGGAUAUUUUUUAUUUGUCAAGAUUGGUAUAAAACGAGAAAAAACAUAAACAUCAGAGUUAUAUUAACAUUAGUUGUGUGACAGUACAGUUCGAAUUUAUUUUACAAACAAAAUGUCGAUUCUGGAAUCAUCCGACGAGGACUUCUUCGCAGAGACCUCACAGAGAAAUGAUGAAUCAAGCUCGUUUGAUCCACCACAAGUGAAGAAACCCAAAGUAGUUAGCAAAAAUAUAAGAAAACAGUCAAAAAACAACAAAACGUCAACAAUUUUUCAAAAAGCGUUAAAGGAUGCAGUUAUUUUAGAUGAAGCGAACUAUGAAGAAUCGAUGCUGCUUUUACGUGACAAUAAUCAAAAAUGUGUCAUUAAUAUUAAAACACCGAGUCCAACGUCUUAUAUAAUUAUACAAGAAUAUUUAGUAAAUGAUGUAUUAGGAUUAUCCUAUAGUGAGAGAUGGCGAAAAGUGAACCGAUCUGCUAAAAUUGGUCUUACAAAUAAUAAGGCGAAUUCUAAAAUCAACAAUUUAUUGAAAAAUCUAUUUGAUGAAUUGGGAGAAAAAUUUUUAUCAGAUGAAUCUCGCACAAUAAAAAUGACAAAGGAAUGAUAUUAUUACAGCUAUAUCAACUAUUUUAAAUACAUGAUG
Adelges cooleyi (spruce gall adelgid) is the source of this 731-nucleotide messenger RNA. RefSeq lists its product as uncharacterized. Lineage: Eukaryota; Metazoa; Arthropoda; Insecta; Hemiptera; Adelgidae. The record is from RefSeq and is a predicted model, not a curated record. Bases 204 to 692 code for a protein of 162 amino acids. The transcript is spliced from 4 exons.